Molecule: messenger RNA, 1419 nt
Organism: Lemur catta (Ring-tailed lemur)
Lineage: Eukaryota; Metazoa; Chordata; Mammalia; Primates; Lemuridae
Product: nmrA-like family domain-containing protein 1
Exons: 5
Coding region: 1-906 (301 amino acids)
Source: RefSeq, a predicted model, not a curated record
AUGGAUGGACUCCAUAAAGGUGCUCAAGGUGGCUCUGUGGCCAGGGCCAUUUUGGAGAGCAAAAAGUUCGCAGUGAGAGCACUGACCAGGGAUGUGACGCAACCAAAUGCACAGGCACUCCGGGACCUUGGUGCCGAGGUGGUAAAAGGGGACCUGAAUGAUGAAAAAUCUGUGGAGGCCGCCUUAAAAGGUGCCUAUGGGGCCUUCCUGGUUACCAACUUCUGGGAUGAUCUCAGCAUAAAGAAGGAAGUGUGUCAGGGGAAGACGGUGGCAGACGUGGCCAAGCGCCUGGGCCUGAAGCACGUGGUGUACAGCGGCCUGGAGCACGUGAAGCGGCUGACGGGCGGCCAGCUGGCCGUGCCGCACUUUGACAGCAAGGGCGAGGUGGAGGAGCACUUCUGGGCCGCCGGCGUUCCCAUGACCAGCGUGCGCGUGGCCGCCUACUUCGAAAACUUCUUCAUGGCCUGGAAGCCCGCGAAGGCGCCGGACGGCGAUUACUACACCUUGGUCCUGCCCAUGGGGGAUGUGCCGAUGGAUGGUAUCUCUGUUGCUGAUAUCGGAGCAGCUGUCUGUAGCAUUUUUAAUUCUCCAGAGGAGUUUAUAGGCAAGGCCGUGGGCCUCAGUGCAGAAAAACUAACAGUACAGCAGUAUGCUGACGUUUUGUCCAAGGGUUUGGGGAAAGACAUCCGAGAUGCAAAGAUCACCCCAGAAGCUUACAAGAAGCUGGGAUUCCCUAUGGCGGAGGACAUAGCCAACAUGUGUCUUUUCUAUCAAAUGAAGCCGGAUCGUGAUGUCAAACUCACCCACCGACUAAACCCCAAAGUCAAAAGCUUCAGCCAGUUUAUAUCAGAGAACAAGGAAGCCUUUAAGGGCCUGUGGAAAAUCAGCAGCACAGACAGGCCCUGACCACACCGCCUUUCUUCCCUGAUCUCAUUCCUCUUUGCAACACAACAUUCACAGUUACAGAACAUGCUGGAAUGCAAUUAUUUGCAAUGCAAAAGGAUUUCCUGCAGUCCUCUCUUCAGUAGGAAACACUGCAUCGGUGAUGUGAUUCACAUUUAACUUUCCAGCUAGUGAUAAGGGCAGUGCACCUGUUCGGUUAAAUGAGAAGCCCCAAAUUCACAUCACCAAUUGUAGCUCUCUCUCUCCCCAAGAGCCAACUUCCCUCAAAAAACCCUGACCUGAGGAACUUGGAGCUUCUUUCCUAACAUGAAUGGGAGGCCACUCAGCCUUCUCCUGGGUGAGUGAUCUCAAGCCCUGGCUCUGAGAUUCCCCAUGGCAGCUCCAGUUUUCUCAAAGGCAUUGCAAAACUCUCAGUGAACUUUUAAGUCAUUGGAAUUUUAAAAAAUGAAUAUAUUUGUAGAGAACUUUCUGGAGAACAUGGUCUUCAAUGAACAAGCACAAGCACUGGAAACUCAA